GAGUGUCAUACGACAGUUUCACAGAAGAGUCUGAUAAAGCGACAAUGGCAGAAGAAAAGGAUAUUGCUGCAGCUUCCAAAAACUUUUUGCGCCAGUUUCGGGAUAUUAACACUAGGGAGUUCAAGAAAAUAAGUGCAUCCCAAUUUAAUGAUGUCUGGACGCACUACGAUCAGGACGGCAAUGGAUAUAUUGAGGGAACGGAGUUGGACAACUUUCUGUACGAGUUGGUAACCAGCGUCAAUACAUCUGAUGUUGGACCCGAGGUUGUAUCCAAGGCUGCCUUAGAAGAUGCUAAAGCUCUGGUUAUGAAUGCAUUUGAUGAAAAUAAUGAUGGUCGAAUAGAUAUAGCCGAGUUAGCACAACUUUUACCAAUGGAAGAAAACUUUUUGUUGUUGUUUAGAAGAGAUAAUCCAUUGGACUCUAGUGUAGAAUUUAUGAAGGUAUGGCGACAGUAUGAUAAGGAUAACAGUGGUUAUAUAGAGGCAGAUGAACUAAAGGAGUUUCUGAAAGAUUUGUUAAAACAAUGUAAGAAGGAUAUUGAAGUUAGUGAAGAAAAAUUGAUCGAGUAUGCUGACACAAUGCUACAACUGUUUGAUAGGAAUAGAGAUGCCAAAUUACAACUUAGUGAGAUGGCAAAAUUACUUCCGGUUAAAGAAAACUUCCUGUGUAGGCCUGUAUUUAAGAGCGGUAAACAGUUAAACUGUGACGAUAUAAACCGUGUAUUUAAACUUUAUGAUAGGGAUAAUAACAAUAUGAUUGAAAAUGAAGAAUUAACUGGUUUUUUGAAAGAUUUGAUGGAAUUAGUUCAAGAAGAUUAUGACGCUGAAGAUAUGGAUGAAUUUAAAGAUAUUUUGCUAAAGAAAUGCGACCUGAACCAUGAUGGUAAGAUAGAUAAAGAUGAAUUAAGUAUGGUGCUAAUGUCCUUUAAUACCAGAAAUUCUUGUCACGAUGACGUUCCAGAAGAUGACCAAUAGUGGAACCAUUCCUCAUCUCAUCUCUCACCUUAUUGUAUCAUAAUAUUUGUUUACUUAAUGAUUCGCAUGUUCAAUGUUUACAUAAUGAUUUUUUUUUUUCUUUUUUCUCCAAAAAAAAUCAACUUUAAUACCUUUUAUUGGGACUUACAAACUCAAAGGCAUCAAAUAAUUUAAUUACAAUUUUUAAUUUAAGCCUUACUUUGCUGUUACUAUCAAUCUGAUUAAAACACAGAUCCUAUUUCGUUUCGUUUUUUAUAGUUCAAAAUUUCGUUUUUACUUGUCUUUACUACACUAGGAUUUGGAAGAGUUGUUAUCAUUGACGUGUUCUGGAUGAUGUGUGGUAGUGAGGUAUUAACCAAUGAAACGGUCUGUUACGGCGAGCUUUAGGCGUGUUUUGCAACAGAACAGUGGGUAAUCCACUAGAAACAUCAAUGCUGAUUGGUUAAUGAAAUGUCUGACGUCAUAGGGUCAAAGCCGCUCGUAUGACCUCUGACAUGACCUAUCGCAACAACCGGUCAGAUCUUCAUGUAGUGUAGGCCAUUGAAAGUAUAAAAAAACGAAACGAAAUAUAGAUCUGUAUUUUGAUCAGAAUGCUGUCACUGUGUGUUUAUUGUUAUAAAAUAAUGCUAUCUUGGUCAAAGACGGUUUAGAAACUUUAAAAAAAGAUCUCAUUACGCAAAUAUAUUAGAGAUGCAUUAUGUAAGAGAUACAUCUGCCUAUUGUAAGGCCUUUUUUUCUGACUUCAAAUGUUAUAUAAAUUAUAAUUUAAACAUUUAUUAACAUGACAAGCCCAUAAUCAACUCUCUCUCUCUUUCUCUCUCUCUCUCUAUCUCUCUCUCUCUCUUUAAUAACAUUUAUUAACAUGACAAGCCUAUAAUCAACUCUCUGGCUUCAGAUGUUAUUUAAAUUAUUAUCUAGACAUGUAGGCUAUUCAUAUGGCAAGCCCAUGAUCAACUCUUCAAACUAUCCUGUAUCAUAAUGUCUGUCAUUGAGUCAACUGGCGUUAAACCCCAUUUCUCUCUUUUUAAACCAUCGGAUGACUUGGAUAUUAAGUGGAUAAGACCAUCAGCGCCAUUGAAUAGAUUAACGGUAUAAUGGUAAAUAGAGACCUCGUUUAUUAUCGUAUCAAUGACAAUCUAGACUACCAAACUUCAAACACUCAUAACUUUACACCGAAUAAAGUAAUAUGUCUGCAAUUUUCAA
This is a messenger RNA of Patella vulgata (common limpet), 2177 nucleotides long. RefSeq names its product calbindin-32. The transcript has 11 exons. Gene Ontology annotation, molecular function: calcium ion binding. Gene Ontology annotation, cellular component: nucleus; dendrite; synapse. The coding region runs from base 45 to 974 and encodes 309 amino acids. NCBI's taxonomy places the organism in Eukaryota, Metazoa, Mollusca, Gastropoda, Patellidae. Gene Ontology annotation, biological process: regulation of presynaptic cytosolic calcium ion concentration; regulation of long-term synaptic potentiation. The record is from RefSeq and is a predicted model, not a curated record.